Molecule: messenger RNA, 1197 nt
Organism: Rotaria sp. Silwood2
Lineage: Eukaryota; Metazoa; Rotifera; Eurotatoria; Philodinida; Philodinidae
Source: the annotation of a GenBank genome assembly
AUGAUUAAAAAAAUUUUAUUAUUCAGUCCUCCAUUCAAUGGACACCUGAAUGUACUAAGAGAUUUAAUUUUGAAAUAUGAAAAUUAUUUUAAUUUUCAUCUUAUUAUCACCGGAUGGAAAAAUACUCAACCUGAUUUAAAAGGAAUUAAUAUUCAAUCUAGUAUCGUUGCAUACUCUGAUUUGUAUGAAACUGAUCCAGCAAUUUGGACUUUACCACGAAUUGUUGACUUAAUAGAUGGUUGUCUAGAUAUAGCAAAACAAUUUAAACCAGAUUUAAUAAUUUAUGAUUUUUUUUCAUUAGAAGGAAAUUUUGUAGGAAAAAUUUUGAAAAUUCCAUAUUAUUGUUCUAUUCCUGCUUUACUUGGUCCAUUUACGCAUCAGGAAUAUCUUAAAAGAAAAUUACUCUUACCAAUCAAUAUUAAAGCUAUUACUUGUUUACAAGAAAAGUUUCCAGGAAUUUUAGACACAGACGAUUUUGAAAUGAUUUCUGAUGGACUACAUAUUACAGGACAGCAAAAUCUUGUCUGGUCAUAUCCAUCACUCACUCCAAAAGACUUUAUGCUUAAUCGUAAACAAACGUCGUAUAUUUUCGUACAUCAUUUACAUAAAGUACUAUCCAAUAAUAACUUCAUAGAUAUAAAAAAGCCACUCAUUUAUUUUUCGUUUGGUACUGCUGUGAUGGGUAAUCUCUGGAAUCAACAACUUGAUGUUAGAGAAAAAUUAAAAUUAUUUAUUCAUACACUAACUAAAUUAUGGGAAAAUAAAAAUUUUAACAUUAUUUUUGUUAAUCUUGGAAAAGAAAUUGGCAAUGAAUAUCCUCCAAAUUGGCAAGUAGUACAGUAUGCUGAUCAAAUCGAUGUACUAUCGCGAGCCUCUGUAUUUAUUACCCAUGCUGGAGGUAAUAGUUUUCAUGAAGCAGUUAUUGCACAGGUACCAAUGGUAGCUAUUCCAUUCUUUGGAGAUCAACUAUUGAUUGCACAUCAAAUAGAGAAAUUAGGUUUGGGAAUCAAUCUUAUAGCAGAUAACGAAAUCGAUACAAAAAAACCAAAGAAUUUUCUUAAUGAAUUGUUAGCUGAAAAAGUUGUUAUGGCAGUUGAUAAAAUUCUCAAUGAAAACACUGACUAUCAAAAGAGAUUUACUCAAUUAUCAUUAGAAGCUGACAAUAUACUAGAUCUACUCAAUAACGAUCCUAGAUAG